AUGGACCUGCGCAAGACUGCCAGCGAGGCCGAGGACGUCGCGGCCGGCUUCAGGCUCUUUCGGUUCCCUCUUCCCGAACACGAGGCGGACAUCACCGAUCUCAUUGUCGAAUUUUAUGGCAUCAGUUCGUCGAUGCAGAAGCUGUACUCUUUGUCUCACGAUCCUCGGUAUAGUCGCAAUUGGCCCCUCGUCGAGAGAGAUGCUUUUUUGGUGCAGUCGAGUCUCAAGUACACCCUUUCCGACAUCCACGAUUUUUUUGGCCGUUUGGACCCCGACAGAUCCCGCGCCGACAAGUUCAGAGAGGUUUGGCGGACCAUAGAGCUGUUCUUCUGGGAAGAGUCCAAGUCCUCCCUCCGUAUACGACUGGCAAAGUAUCGAGUGUUCCUGAUAGAGCUGGCCGAUGUGCUCUUGAGUAAGCUUCAAGAGCUUAGCCUCCACCAAGCUCAUCGCGAUGGAAUCAAGCUACUGCUGGCAACUCAGGAGCGACAACGUAUUCCAGACCAUUUCGGACGCAUGUCACUGAGCCGUAAUCCUUCAUCAGCUGGUAGCGCCAGCGCCAGUGCUAGCGGCAACAGUACUGAGCCAAGCAGUCCUGUCAGUGACCGUCGACUCCGGCGGGGCUCGGGCUUUAAUAUACCUCCACCUCCCCCAUUGGCACCAGAGGCUCCCAGUUCUCCGCUCACAGGAUCGGCAUCUGCAACCACCAGUACUAGUCAGUCGUCACGCUCCGAUACGAUUCGAGACCAUUGGAUUCAUGAUGUUCUCUCUCGCGAUGAGCCAGAAACGCCUUUCCAGAGUGAGGGGCGUCAAGUAGUAGGAUGCUCUGGCAAACCCAAUCCGGGAAUCAAGCGCGAGCUUCAGGAAAUGGGGUUCGUCCUAUUGACUCGCAUGCACCUCAGCGCUCAAAUGAGAGUUUACUUCUACCUGCGCGAAUCCGAUAAUCGCAUUCGUAUUGUAAUCAGGGUGCCUCGAGAUGGAGAAAAGGAGUACUACUGUCUUCCCCUUAACUUGUUGGAGGUCAUUAGACAAGGUCCCGUCCUUCGACUUUGCCGACGACGCGAUUCGGGGAGCGAGCUUCACGAGUGGGCUUCCCUCUAUUUUACCACCAUCGAAUCUAUGACGGCAUUUUUCUGUUCAUUUUUGGCAUUGCGUGCCCAAGAUAGGUACAAGCCGGUCUCAAGCAUCCGAGACUGGGAGAUGGAAGGGGAAGAGGAGAUUUUUGCUGGCGAAAUAAUCGAGGGGGUUAUAAGCGCGGCUUCCGUGUCUUCCAGGACAAAAAUACCGAAACGGUUCGAUUCCAGUCAUCAAUUCACAGGGGAAAUAGCGAUCGAUGCGGACGACUUCCUCGAUACUAUGGAUGAGGUUAUCGAUGAAUACACCAGGAGCGUGCGCUACGUCUGA
Molecule: messenger RNA, 1401 nt
Organism: Penicillium argentinense
Lineage: Eukaryota; Fungi; Ascomycota; Eurotiomycetes; Eurotiales; Aspergillaceae
Exons: 8
Coding region: 1-1401 (466 amino acids)
Source: RefSeq, a predicted model, not a curated record